This is a messenger RNA of Schizophyllum commune H4-8, 877 nucleotides long. RefSeq lists its product as uncharacterized. Lineage: Eukaryota; Fungi; Basidiomycota; Agaricomycetes; Agaricales; Schizophyllaceae. The transcript has 4 exons. The record is from RefSeq and is a predicted model, not a curated record. The coding region runs from base 262 to 630 and encodes 122 amino acids. Gene Ontology annotation, biological process: proton motive force-driven ATP synthesis.
UUGGACUGCGCGACCGAGCCCUCCUUGGUGCUCGAAGUCCAGCGCUUGGCGACGGUGGUGAGCUGCGGCGCGGCGCGGCGCGCGGUGGUGAGCCUGGUAGCAGCGAGCAUCGUGUUCGGGUGCAGAGAAGAGUUCAAGGUGUUCUGCUCUGCUCUGUUCCGUGCGCUGUUUGCGUGCCGGGCGUCACGCCGGGGCGGUCACGGCGGCUGCAUCACGCUGCACGUGCGCACUCGCCGUUUUAUCCCGCCCGUCAUCCCCACCAUGUCGUUCAUGCUCAGGCAGGCGCCCAAGGUCGCCCAAAAUGCGUCCCGCGCGUUCGCUACGUCUGCCGCCGCGCGCGCAGACAUCGUCCAGCAGCUCUACAUCAAGGAGUUGAAGUCGUACAAGCCCGCCCCUGCUGCCAAGGACGCGCACGUCGGUCAGGUCCGCUCGUGGUCUGCGCCCCAGAAGCCCGCUGCACCGGCUCUCCCGACUGACCUCGCCGCGGAGCUCUCUGCCUACGACGCUGCUGAGCCGACUCUCGCGUCUGCGCCGGCAGCUGGUGAGGCGCCUGCCGCUGCCAGCGCGGCGGAGGAGUUCCUGGAGAUGCUCGAGGCCGACCCGGUCGUCGAGGAGCACGAGCACCACUAGAGCGGUACGCCUGAUGUGCUGUGGGGUGGAAUCGAGUGUAUGGAAUGCAUGGUGUUUUCACUUUAUCCUGCGUGCGUUCGAGUCCUCAAAACUUUUACCACAUUCAAUGCCUUGCAAGAUCAGCCUUCCGCCGUCUGCGUCGCUUAUACUCACUCACACGAGUGUUCGUGACCCAUGCACCAUGACCGUGUACAGCUUCCGCAAACGGUCAAGAGCCAUGUCUGAAGACUCUACAAUCAACGCCACA